Molecule: messenger RNA, 1898 nt
Organism: Agrilus planipennis (emerald ash borer)
Lineage: Eukaryota; Metazoa; Arthropoda; Insecta; Coleoptera; Buprestidae
Product: phospholipase D3
Exons: 10
Coding region: 16-1851 (611 amino acids)
Molecular function (GO): catalytic activity
Source: RefSeq, a predicted model, not a curated record
UGGUCGAAGUUUACGAUGCCCCAUCACUUUUGGGACUAUUUCGGGAAGCAUUCCCCGAAGCAUCACCGUAAUCUCCAGGAUGGUCUUUUUCAAAUCGCGUCGCAAACGUGUAGUCUUUUGGUUCAAGUGAACAAUACGAACAAUAUAAGUUUCGGCGAAAAUGCCACCAACAUCCAUUGCAACAAUCUUCAUCCUCCAAGAGCGCCAACAACGUCGGGCUCUUCGACCACGACGAAUUCGCGAUCACCCAGUCGACCUGGUAGUUCCAAAGACCAGGAUCAGCUCGUUGUUCUCAUACCUCCGACUCCGGAAAAAAGGAGCAGGUACAAGCCCGGGAUCUUGGGGAAGCCGAGACUUUCGACGGUGUUGGAGUCUCCAUCAUGUGUUAGUCAUGAAGACGAAGCAGAUUUGUGGGCUCAUACAUAUAUGCUUUCAGAUCAUGAUGGUGCUCUUCACAAAAAGUGGAACAAGGAAACAUGGUGUAAACCAUCUUGUAUUCCGAUAACUAUAAUUUUAAUACUCAUAUUCCUGGUUGUAUUAUUACCGCUGUUGGAUCAUGCCAUGACAAAAGCAGAUCACAGUACUUCAAUCAAACCUGAAGACUUGUGUAGAAAUUCUUGCAGACUAUCAUUAGUAGAAAGUAUUCCUGAUGGUCUUAAAUAUCCUGACGGUACUGCUGUACAUCGUUCUACAGCGAGUACCUGGUUAGAUCUUAUAUCAACUGCACGUGAGUCUAUAGAAAUAGCUUCCUUUUAUUGGACAUUACGACAAUCAGAAAUUUAUCCAGAUCCUUCUUCAGUGCAGGGUGAAAAAGUUUUCCAAGCAUUACUGAAUGCUGGCACCAAACGAAACAUAUCAAUAAAAAUUGCACAAAAUUCGCCAACUCGUGAGCAGCCUAAUACUGAUACAGAAUAUCUAGUUAAAAGGAAAGCUGCAGAUGUUCGUAGUUUAAAUUUUGUUCAAUUGUUGGGUGGUGGAGUACUACAUACAAAGUUCUGGAUUAUUGACAGAAAACAUUUUUAUGUGGGCAGUGCAAACAUGGACUGGAGAGCCUUAACCCAGGUAAAAGAAUUGGGUGUUGUUGCAUAUAAUUGUACCUGUCUUGCUGAAGAUAUGGGUAAAAUUUUUGAUGUCUAUUGGUUCUUAGGUAACAGUAAGGUAAAGAUACCUACACACUGGCCCAUCAGUUUUGGCACAGAUUAUAACAUUGAUAAUCCACUUAAAGUAAAUUUCAGUAAUUAUACCUUCCAUUCGUUCAUUUCGAGUUCGCCGCCCCCAUUCUCGGCUUAUGGUCGUACAGACGACAUAAAUGCCAUUUUACAUGUGAUACAAACCGCUGAAAAAUUCAUUUACAUAGCAGUGAUGGAUUAUUCACCUCAAUUCUUGUUCACUCCAAAAAUCAAGUAUUGGCCUGUUAUAGAUGACGCGCUACGAGUAGCAGCCAUAGAACAUUCUGUAAAGGUGCGAUUGCUUAUUAGCCUAUGGAACCACACGAAAUCAUCUGAGGACCACUUUUUAAAGUCCCUUGUGGCUUUAAACAAUGUCCAUUCGAAGGUAUCUAUAGAAGUGGGUUAUUUUGUGGUUCCUGCAAAUAACAGCCAGCGAAAAAUACCGUAUGCUAGAGUGAAUCACAAUAAAUAUAUGGUAACCGAUAAUACGGCUUAUGUAGGCACUUCAAAUUGGUCGGCAGACUACUUUACAGACACGGCAGGUGUUGGUCUUAUAAUGCACGAUCCCGAAUUACAUCGUAACGAGACCGAAAAUACAAUACGUAAAGAGUUAGAAGCUGUGUUUGAGCGUGAUUGGAACUCUAAUUAUACAAUUUCUAUAUUACAAACAUGUAAUGAGUAAAGUGCCUGUAGAGCAAUGUAAAAGCGAUAAUAAAUAUUUGAGUGUUA